Alligator mississippiensis (American alligator) is the source of this 5537-nucleotide messenger RNA. It is a transcript of the gene SKIC2, whose product is annotated as SKI2 subunit of superkiller complex. Gene Ontology annotation, biological process: nuclear-transcribed mRNA catabolic process, 3'-5' exonucleolytic nonsense-mediated decay. Gene Ontology annotation, cellular component: Ski complex. Gene Ontology annotation, molecular function: RNA binding; ATP binding; RNA helicase activity. Bases 1 to 3840 code for a protein of 1279 amino acids. The record is from RefSeq and is a predicted model, not a curated record. Lineage: Eukaryota; Metazoa; Chordata; Crocodylia; Alligatoridae. The transcript has 29 exons.
AUGAGCCGGCGGCGGGAGCACUUCCGGGGCAGGGCCCAGCUGUCAGGACCCUGGGCCGCAGACAUGGAGCUGGAGCGGAUGGCCCUGCCCCCCCGGGGGCCCCUGGAUCUGCCCCUGUCACUGCUGGAGCUGGGCUGUGGGGGGCGCUUUGAGCUGCUGGAGGGGCAUAACCCUGGCUUGGACCCCCUCUCCACGCUGCCCUGGGGGCUGCCCCCCCACGCCCCUGACUUGGCCGCGGAACUGGAGCGGCGCUUCCUGGCCUCCCCUGAUUGGCUGCCCCUGCACCACUUUGAGCGUGCCCACAGGUUCUGGGCGCGGGAGCCGGAGCCCCGGGCGCUGUUCGGGCUAGAGCCCACCCCUGCCCACUCAGAGCUGCGGGCUCAGCGGGACCCGGCCACGGGCCGUGUGCUGGGCUUUGCCGAGGCCGUGCUGGAUACCCCUGGGCUGUCAGCCAAGAACUCCCUGUCCCUGCGGCGUGCGCCUGGUCCCCCCGCCGAGGCUCUCCGGGGCAGCUCCACCAACUUCCCCUUCUGGCCAGGUGGAUUGGAUGAGCCUGGCCUGGACCAGAUCAGUGCCCGAGGGGACCAGGAGGAAGAUGUGGACUUUGAGCGUGACCUGCUGACAGUGCCCCCCGGCUGGCAGCGCGGUGUGGACUUCCAGCCCACAGCUGCCAGCUCUGCCCCGGGGCUGCUGGCCCUGCCUGGCCUCCUGGAGGCGCUGGACACCUGGGACCUGGGGGGCUUGGUUGAUGAGGCUGGGGGGGCGGAGGAGCAGCCCAAGGGGGCCAAGGAUGCUCCCAGCCCCACCCCCAGCCCUCGCCUAGCCCGCACUGACAGCCUGGAGGAGCUGGUGAUGAAGAAGGUGACCCCGAAGUCCAGCACUGCCCCCCCAGCCCCUGUGCAGCCCCCUCGGGAGCAGCAGUGGGCUGUAGCCGUGGAUGUCUCUGCGCCCGUGGAUGACUUCUACAAGCGUGUCCCUGACCCUGCCUUCCGGUGGGCGUUCGAGCCGGAUGCCUUCCAGAAGCAGGCCAUCCUGCACCUGGAGCAGCACCACUCCGUCUUCGUAGCUGCCCACACCUCAGCCGGCAAGACUGUGGUGGCCGAGUAUGCCAUUGCCUUGGCCCAGCGCCACAUGACACGGACCAUCUAUACGUCACCCAUCAAGGCUCUGUCCAAUCAGAAGUUCCGGGACUUCAAGACAACUUUCGGAGAUGUGGGGCUGCUCACAGGGGACGUCCAGCUGCACCCCGAGGCCUCCUGCCUCAUCAUGACCACCGAGAUCCUGCGAUCAAUGCUGUACAACGGGUCAGACGCCAUCCGGGACCUGGAGUGGGUGAUCUUUGAUGAGGUUCAUUACAUUAAUGAUGCUGAGCGUGGGGUGGUUUGGGAGGAGGUCCUCAUCAUGCUGCCUGAGCAUGUCAACAUCAUCCUGCUCAGCGCCACUGUCCCCAACACCCUCGAGUUCGCCGACUGGGUCGGGCGGAUCAAGCAGAAGCAGAUCUUUGUGAUCAGCACGCGGCGCCGCCCUGUGCCCCUGGAGCACUUCCUCUACACGGGCAACAGCCCGCGCACCCAGGACCAGCUCUUCUUGUUGCUUGAUGCCCGUGGCACCUUCCUCACCCAGGGGUACUAUGCGGCAUUGGAGGCCAAGAAGGAGCGCACCAGCAAGCAUGCCCAGACCUUUGGCGCCCGGCAGCCCACGCACCAGACCACCGGGCCCGGGCAGGACAAGAACGUGUGGCUGUCGCUGCUGAGCCUGCUGCGGCGCCGGGACCAGCUGCCCGUGGUGGCCUUCACGUUCUCGCGGAACCGGUGCGACGAGCACGCCUCCAUGCUGACCACGGCUGACCUCACCACGGGCGCCGAGAAGAGCGAAAUCCACGUUUUCUUCCACAAGUGCAUCUCCCGCCUCAAGGGCACUGACCGCCAGCUCCCCCAGGUGCUGCACAUGGUAGAGCUGCUGAAGAGAGGCAUCGGGGUGCACCACAGCGGCAUCCUGCCCAUCCUCAAGGAGGUUGUGGAGAUGCUCUUCAGCCGGGGGCUGGUCAAGGUGCUGUUUGCCACUGAGACCUUCGCCAUGGGCGUGAACAUGCCAGCCCGCACGGUUGUAUUUGACUCCAUCCGCAAGCACGACGGGUCCUGCUUCCGUGACCUGCUGCCCGGCGAGUACAUCCAGAUGGCCGGGCGGGCUGGGCGCCGGGGGCUGGACACCACAGGCAUGGUCAUCAUCCUGUGCAAGGGCCAGGUGCCUGAGAUGGCUGACCUCCACAAGAUGAUGCUGGGCCGUGCGCUGGCGCUGGAGUCACGCUUCCGUCUGACCUAUGGCAUGAUCCUAAAUCUCCUGCGGGCCCGGGGACUGCGGGUUGAGGAUGUCAUGCGCCGCAGCUUCUCCGAGUUUCACACCCGCCGCCAUGCGCAGACCCAUGAGCAGCGGGUGACAGAGCUGCGGCAGGCGCUGGAGGCCAUGGAGCCAGUGGAGACAACAGGGGACCUGGCUGACCUGCCCCAGUACUAUGACUCUGUGCAGGAGCUGCGCCAGGCCCGGCAACUGCUGCAGAGGAAGGUGCUGGAGUCGGCAGCCGGGCUGAAAGCACUGAGCCCCGGGCGUGUGGUUGUCGUCUGUAACAGUGUGCACCGCAAUGCCCUGGGCCUGGUCCUGCAGGUCUCGACAGAUGCAGGCGCCCGCAGCUUCACCGCUCUGGUGCUGUGUGACGUGCCCCCUGAGGAUGGGACCCCAGCGGAGGGCACCAACCCCCCCAGCCCUGUGGCUGAGGCUGAAGCCCCCCUGCCUGAGGAUCUGCUACUCACCAAGCUCUUUCUCCCAGAAGGCCGGGCAGGACACGUGGUGCAGCAGCUGGGUCCGGGUGACAUAGCGGCCGUGACAGCCAAGACACUGCGGAUCAGUGCUGAGCGCAUCCUUGAGGACAGCCGACGGCGCCAGACCCCCCGCUACAGGAAAGACCCCCCAGCGGCGGCAGCAGUGACAGCAGCACAGGAGCUGCUGCGGCUGGCAGAAGGGGCCGCUAGCGGGGGGUUGCCCCCAUUGGACCCUGUCAAUGCCCUGCAGCUGAAGGAGCCGGCUGUGGUGGAGGCGGCCACCCAUGCCCGGCGCCUCGAGGCUGCACUGCCUGGCUUCCACUGUCCACACAGCCCCCGCUUUCCCCGCCAGUAUGCAGUGCUGGCACGGCGGCGGGCAGCUGAGGCAGAGCUGGAGCAGCUGCAGUUCCUGCUGUCUGACCAGUCCCUGCUGCUGCUGCCCCAGUACCACCAGCGGCUGGAGGUGCUACGGACGCUGGGCUAUGUGGAGCCAGGGGGGGCGGUGGGGCUAGCGGGCCGUGUGGCCUGUGCCAUGAGCAGCCAGGAGCUGGUGCUGACUGAGCUGGUGCUGGACAACGCGCUGACCCCGCUGCAGCCUGAGGAGGCAGCCGCCCUGCUCAGCUGCAUCGCCUGCCCCCAGCCUGCCACUGCUGAGCUCCAGCUCACCCCCGGCCUGCGCCAGGGCCUGGAGCGGCUGCGGGCAGUGGCGGAGCGUGUGGGGCAGCUGCAGGAGGCCUGCGGGGUGCCCGAGCCCCUUGACGACUUUGUGGCACAGUUCGGGCCUGGCCUCAUGGAGGUUGUCUACGAGUGGGCGCGUGGCAUGCCGUUUGUGGAGCUGGCGCGCCUGUCAGCGGUGCAGGAGGGGGCCGUGGUGCGUGGGAUCCAGCGCUUGGCUGAGACCUGCCGGGAUGUGCGUGGCGCUGCCCGUGUCGUUGGGGACCCUGCACUCGGUGCUAAGAUGGAGGCGGCUGCUGCUCUCAUCAAGCGUGACAUCGUCUUCGCUGCCAGCCUCUACACCCAGUGACCUCUGCCUUCUGGACUGUGACACUUAACCUCACCUUGAGUUCCCAUCUGAGACUCCCAACUUCAUGACUCCUGAGCUGUGAGCCCUGACCUCACUGUGACCUCUGAUUUGACCCAUGAUCUCUGAGAUUCUGCCCUUGCUGUCACCUCAAUGCUGACCUUCGACCUUGUGCCCCCUGACCUUGCCAUGAUCUCUGGUCCCAACUCAACUGUAAUUCCCAGUCUCUGACCCCUAACUCUGGCAGGACCAUCUGUCAGUGCAACUUCUGACCUUGGCAUGACCUCUUGUCUCAGUGUGACUUCCACCCCUGCUGUGAUCCCAUCUCUCUGACCUGUCACAACUGGAUUUCACUGGGAUCUCCAACCUCCGACCCUCCUGAUUUCACGACUACCACCCCACAACCUCUGACCUCAUUGUGACCCUAGCCCAUACCCUGACUUGCUUUCUCAGUUUUCUCUGUGACCCUAACCGUCAUGACCUGUGAUCUUCAACCUGACCCCAUGGUGUAGCAAUUGACUCCUGUCCCCAGUCCUAUACAUACCUUUUCUGAAUCCCCCCCUCUAGCCAAUCCCCCCCCCCCUGCAUCCGAGCUAUGACCCUGAUCUUACCACAAUGUCCAGCUCCUGGCCUUGCCAUGACUGCCAGCCUCUUGACCCCCACCCAGUCUUGCUGUGAUCCCUGACCUAUGCCCCCUGGACUUGCUGUGAACUUUCAAACCUGGGAUCUGCGACCCAAUCGUGCUCUCCUGCCCUGGGGACAGAACACCUCUGGCUUCAAAGAUCGUCUCAAAUCCUGGUGAGCUUUCAUCCCUGGACUUGAGUUAACAGCUCCCCUCUGACCUUUGCUGCCAAUCUCUACAUUCAGUGACCUCUGCCCCACUGUAAGCUCCAGUCUCUGACCCCCAUCUGGGGGAAAUAGACACCUUUGCUGCUCUCUGACCUCAGGGAAGGCCUUGAAUCCUGGUGACCUUUCACCCUUGGGCUGGGGUCAACAGUUCCAUUGUGAACGUUGAGGUCACUAGGGCAAGUUUUUUUCAUGAACUUUGAUCCCCUAGAAGCUUCUCAGUCUCGUGACUGUUGACCCUCCAUUGCGGUCAUAGGAGUGGGUUUGCCCUCUGACCUUUCAUCUCUGGACUUAUGGGGGAAGGAGCUAGGCAUGACCUUUGACCAGCUGCUUCUGGACCAAUAGGGGAGCAGCCCUCCUCCCCCCAUGGGGCUCCUGUGCCUGAGAACUCCCCCUGGUGGCAUCAUGGGGGGGGGGGGGGGGGGGGGGGGACUUGAGGGGGUCAGAACUGUGCCCCCCACCUACCUAGAAUAUCUGGGGCUAGCUACAGCCCAUAAUAAACCCCAUCCUGAAGCUGCUGCUGCUUGGUGCCUGACUGGUAUAUGGAGGUGGACAUUGACUGAUUGGUCCAGCUGCCUGAAGGUAGGACAGGAAACCCCACAACCUGCUUAAAACAAUGCCCAGUGGAAUGCCUUCCCUGCUGCUUGUGGCCAGAGCCUUGCCCCCCCCUGCCUCGGCUAUGGGGCAGAUACUUGAGGAAUGGGGUGCAUUGUACAUGGGUAAUUAUGGUACACCCAUCUCCAUCUUCUUCCCUACUCAGCUACUAAUCCCAGUGUCUAGCUAGUGGGGCUGGGAACCAAUCUGCAGCUUGUAGGGGCAGCAUCUUUGGAGUAAAGUCCCACUGUUCUUCCUGA